Molecule: messenger RNA, 2429 nt
Organism: Pantherophis guttatus
Lineage: Eukaryota; Metazoa; Chordata; Lepidosauria; Squamata; Colubridae
Source: RefSeq, a predicted model, not a curated record
UUUAUGCACUAAAGCAAACAAAACACCUCGAGGUAUUUAUCAUAUACAGAGCAGUUUCACAGCACAAUAUGUUUCACAUGCUGGCUCCUGAAAACACUUUUUAGGCCGAGUGCUACCAGGAUCAAGAGGUUUGUCUCUCUGAAAGAACUGAACUGGGAUUUGAUCUUGUUCAUCUUCUCGAUCUCCCUGGCCAGAUUUCAUGAAGCUGUUCUUCUGAGGAUUUGAAAUGGAGUCUAUUGAGAAAGCAAGAAAUCACCACCACAGAAUGGAGCAGAUGCCAAAAGGAGAAACGUCACAGUUGAUUCCGGGACUUAAUCCUGAAGGGUCCUCAAAAGAGGAUGAAGAUUUCCUUUCUGAACUGAAUCCAGAAGAAAAAGAAUGUCUGGAGUUCUUGAUUCAGACAAUCAACAAUUUGGAUAAGGAAAUCUCAGAAGACGAUGAGUGGAGUCAUGAGAAAAUGGAAGGAUCUCUAGGUACUCAGGUCCAAUGUCAGCAUCAUGUCAUCUGCAGCAUGCAGCAACAAAGUACAUUUGAGGAAAAUGCCCCGGUGAAAAAUGGUCCCUGCCCAGCAGUUGCUAAAAGUAAAAUGAUCAAGUCCCGUUCAGAGGAGUCCGAUGAAGUCACUUUGAGGAGAUGGUCUGAUCCUUAUCAUCCUCGAGCCAAACUUCCUGCUAAAUCAGCCAACUCUCACCCCACCCACUCAAAGAAGUUUGACACCAUACUGAAGUCAGGAGUCAACGUUCAGGAACUCCGCUUACGUUUCUUGCACCACCUCGACAAUUCUGCCUCUGCCAAGCAACCGGCAAACGAUACCGUGAGACUUUUGUCCGAUAGUCAAAGAUCUACACGGGAUGAAGCAAUGGAGAAGCUGGGCUUUCUUCAGAGAGACAAAGCUUUUCUGAACGCACGUCAACACAUCCCGUGUUCUGAAAGGCCAGACAAAGAGGCAACUGCAGGUUCCACCCACACACUUAAGAAGUAUCCAUAACCGUUGCUCCCGUCCAGGAAGAGAUGCUUUCUUAAACCAGCUGAAAGCCAAGCAAGAACAUCUCUUCUGAUAUGGUAUUGAACAAAACAAUCCUUUUUGUUGGAUUAUCUUCUGCAAAAUGCUAGUAGACCAGAAUACGGAACCUGUAAUGUACUGUUUGUGGCAAUGUAUUUAACAGCAUUUCUUGUAUUAUUAUUAUAUUUUUUUUGCACAGAGCAUCUCAUUAUUGGUACAAUAGUUAGUUGAGAUACAUCAUGUUGACUUUUAAUUCCAUUUCUAAACUUUUUAAUGUUGCUCCCUUAACCCCUGGAGCAAUGAAAGAGAUAUUUUGUGAAAACGGAGACCAGUUUCCUUCCUUCAGACUCAACCUAAUACUUUUACUUAUAAGAUCAAAGCAAAUGCACUCAAGGUCACAGGGUGCUUUUGGUCUUAGCUUUUACUAGGCAGUCUCCUGGUCUUCUUCCUCGAAUUAUAUACAGGAUGAAAACAAUAUUGUUUUCUAGUCAGCACUUCCUAUGUUUUGCUAGCGCAACUUCCAACAUUGUCAUUUCUACAGAUCGUGGGAGGGGAACCCGAAGCAAUGCAUUGUUAAGAUCCAGUAGUGGGUUUCAAUUUUGGCCGCUACAGGUUCGCUCAUGGGCACAUGCGCACUCAUGCACGCAUGCAACGUUUCUGCGCAUGUGCAAAGACAUCCGGGAGGGUGGGCAGAGCCUCCCGCCACCACCGCUACCAGUUUGCCCGAUCUGGGGAGAACCAGUAGCAACCCACCACUGCUAAGAUCCCUUUAACUAUUCAAGAGCAGAUCUCUUUUGAAUGUUAUAUUUGGCUUGUGUGAGUCUCUGGCACAAAUUGGAACAUAAAUAUCCCUCUGCAGCAGAGAUCGGGAGGAAUAGCUGCCAGGUCUCUAAUGAAGAACAUCGUAUUUCCUUCAUAAUGGAUCCAUAUAUUCUAACUGAUGCUACAGCCAACUACUGUUUUCAUUAGGAAGCAAUGUCUUUUUUUUUUUUUUUACAAAAAUAAGAUUUUAUUUCCUUAUUACCUUUUUUAAAAUUCUACAAAAUACCCAAAGGGGAACUUCAAUCAAAAAACAUAGACAUAUACGAAAGCUAUUGCCUACUAAUUUUGUGUUAAUAUUAGCAUCACUUUUGGAAAUGUUCUACAAGGAAAACUCUAUUACAUGUUGAUUAGUUUUCAGCUUUCUGAACAAUAACGGUGCAUUAUCAUAUCAUAUUCCUGUGAGAGAAAUCAAUUAAAUAUUCAGUUUUCCAUUAAUUUAUUGCUUUUUCUUUUCUUUUCUUUUUUUCAGUUUAACAUGUUACGUUUCCAAUGGUGGAAAGUGCACAUUUUUAGGUAAAUAAGUUAUAUUAAAGCAAUCCAACUUUGUGGAUCUUGAAAAAGCUAUGCCAACUUGGAUGGGAGACCAAUAAAAAAUACAUCUCUA